AGGCAACUGAGGGCAAGUAGGAAGUUUUGGGGCAUAUUUAUAGCUAGAUAUUGGCCUCUAGACUAUUGCUAGUGAUUUGAAGCCAUGGUGAGUCAUUCUCGCCAAGUUUUGAGGCGUUUUUUACGCGGAUUAUGUGAGAUUUCACCCGCCCCAUCCCUAUAAUUAUAGAAUAUCUAUUGACAUCUGAUAAGGUGCUGAAGGGUUUGUCCACAAAAACAGUAUAUUAGCCAUUAUAUGCAAUAUUGCACAAGGCAACUGUACAAGCUGUGUGUCCACUCGCGGUUCUGAACUUCAGAGGUAAAAGUCGGCAAGUUAGGUAUAUACUCAUAUGUGUUGAUAUGUCGUGUUAGCAAGCUACCUCACUAUACACUCUCUGUAUUAUUAGGUGAUGUCACUGGCAAACACCCAGGCUACUGGACUGCCUCCCGGAAUAUUUGAGUCCAGUGGGAGAGGGAGGUGGAGGAGUCUACGACACAUCACAGUGCCUGCUUUUAGCAAGACAAAACUCUCCAUGAUGUCCCAGCAUCUGGAAAAGAGUUGCUCUGUGAUGUUUGACAAGAUGCUGGAACAGAGCUCUAUAGACUUGGACAUUGAUGUGCUGAAGCUCUACAAAGACUGUAUUUUGGAGGCCUCCAUACUGGCAGUCUUGGGGCAGGAAGUGUGGCUACAGAAAGGCGAAGCUGGCGAGUUUAAGUCAUGGAUGGAGCUGGGAGGAAAGAUAUCGCAUGGAACACACCCUCUUUCUCCCAUGUUCUAUGUCCCCGUGGAUCUCUUUAUUGGACAUCAAUUCCAGUGGUUUGUCAAGUUCUACUACUGGCUGGGUGCUGGGCGCUGCAUUCCAGCAUUUCGCAGGUUAAAGGGAGUCAUCACCAACUGCAUAUCUGAGCGAAGAACCAAAGCAAGGGAACAAAAGCUACAGGAGAACAGUGUUAUAGACUUGUUGGUCGCUGCCAGUGAAGGUACAGGAGAAGGCAAGGGAAUGAGUGAUAAUGAGAUCAUCUCAAACUGCCUCAUCUUCCUCUUUGCUGCCUACGACACGACAUCUCUCACACUACACCCUCCACUCUACACACCCUUGAACUGGCAGCAACCACCAACA
This is a messenger RNA of Geodia barretti, 1099 nucleotides long. The record is from the annotation of a GenBank genome assembly. NCBI's taxonomy places the organism in Eukaryota, Metazoa, Porifera, Demospongiae, Tetractinellida, Geodiidae.